This is a messenger RNA of Anarrhichthys ocellatus (wolf-eel), 3553 nucleotides long. It is a transcript of the gene msl1b, whose product is annotated as MSL complex subunit 1b. NCBI's taxonomy places the organism in Eukaryota, Metazoa, Chordata, Actinopteri, Perciformes, Anarhichadidae. The record is from RefSeq and is a predicted model, not a curated record. Gene Ontology annotation, molecular function: chromatin binding. Gene Ontology annotation, cellular component: MSL complex. Bases 170 to 1756 code for a protein of 528 amino acids. The transcript is spliced from 9 exons.
CGCAGAAGUCGGCGCUUUAAAACAAGUCUUGAGGAGGGAACAUGAAGACAGUUGCAGGUGGACUUCAAUAACAGUCGAGGACGAGCAGCUGUCAAGUUCUCAUGGGAGGUAGCUGUGGUUGAGAUGCACCGCCGAGGCGCUGCAGGAUGAGACAGCCGUCGUGGUCGCCAUGACUCUGAGGUCCACACUGUUUCCACAUACGGGAUUCAAACAGGACGCAGACACCACCGACUUCGACCAAGCGAGACCAGUGAGCAUCAAGAGGGAGUCCUGCGACUUCGUCAUAGAUGUUCAAAACGCACACGGGGGCGAGAUCCCGAGCAGAUCCAGAGACUUAGAGCAGAAUUACAUGACAAGCAAAGUGUCCCUCGCGCCCACGGUUGCAGAAGUAGUUCAAGGAGACAGUAACAGUGUGGGGAUAUUGUCCCUGGUGAGACAAAUGGGGGGUGAGGGAACCCCAGUGAAAGGCAAACCCCUCUCUGCUGACAAUAUGGAUAACCCUCAGAUGGCUCUGAACAACAACCCCAAGGAUGCAGGUGCAGAUGACAGCGUGAAGGGGGUUGUCCUCCCCGGAGUCCUCGGCACCGCAUCCAUUGAGCUCUCCUCUGAAGGCAAGUGGAGGAACAUCAGGAAGACCCCCGCCAAUCCCCACACACAGGCCAACUGCCUCCGGCAGAUUCUCCUCCUCCAACUGGACCUCAUUGAACAACAGCAACAGCAGCUGCAGUCCAAGGACAAGGAGAUAGAUGAGCUCAAAGCAGACAAGGAGACGCUUCUUGCGCGUAUUGAGCGCAUGGAGCGUCGCCUGCAGCUGACUAAGAAGGACCCGCCACGCGACAAGCGCCUUUUCCAGCCCCUGGAGCCAUGGACCCCCGACAAAGAGGACAUGUGGGAUAUGGAUGUUGAGGAGGGUUCGCAGCCCAACACGACCACUCCGCUCCAGUUUAGUCGGGGUGGUAAAGGUCAAAAGAGGAAAUCUUGCUUUGGAGAUGCAAAAGUCCAGAAAUCACGAGGCAAAAGCGCCAAGCUCAGCCCCCAGAAGUCUGAAAUUCAGCCGUGCUCUCCCAAUCAGAGAGAGCUGCGCAGUAAGGAAACCCCAGAGAAGAGCGUUCCCAUACGGUCGGGGUCAGAACGGGACCUCAUGCUCCCGUGCAAAGAGGAGCCCAAGCUGAGCGGUCAGAUUGAAGACCUGCCCUUCAUGUCUACUACAGAGAUGUACCUCUGUUGCUGGAACCAACCUCCUCUUUCGCCUCUGCGUGAGACUUCCCCUAAAAAGGAAGAAGAGGUGGCCAGUGAGUGGACUCCUCAUGUAGUACAUGAUAUGCUGAUUGUUUUUCCAUCGUGGAGAGAAAAUCCUAUCGAGCCUCUGGACGAGGACCCCUCCUUUAUACCGCCCGAGCCGCUGGACGACAAUGUGUUUUUGAAACGCCACUCGAAGCUGGAGUUGGAUGAGAAGAGGAGGAAAAGGUGGGACAUCCAGCGAAUCAGAGAGCAGCGCAUGUUUCAGCGUCUGCAGCAGCGCAUGAACCGGAAGAAGGUCGUCCCGGAGACGGAGCCAGAGCUCUCGUCCUUCUAUCCCGACACGGAAGAUGUUGAAACGAUCGUGAUCACUCCCUUCCUGCCUGUGGUUGCGUUUGGCCGGCCGCUGCCCAAACUCUCACAACAGAACUUCGAGCUGCCCUGGCUGGACGACCGAAGCCGCUGUCGCAUCGAGGUGCCCAAAAAACACACUCCUCAUCGGACCUGUCGGAAGUGAAGCCCUGUUGUGACAGCGGAGAGAUGCCACUCCAUGCCCGGAUUAGAAAAUGCUAUAUUUGUCUUGCCUGGUGUGUGGGGGGGGGGGACAAGUCGCUAUGUAUAACUGCUGUUGCUUUCAGUCUGAAGUCUCACCGCUGACCAGCUGAUCUGCAGAAUAUUAUACAAGCAUGGCAGAUAGUUCGAUGUUUUUUGGUCUCGUUCUGAUAAAAAGGGAGAUUAAAAUGCAACAAGAUUACAGUCCUCCGCAUUAGCAGCUGUUUGAAGACGCCACAUCAGUUUGUACUCUAUGAACGGUCAUGUGCAUGUUCUGUAACACGUUUAAAAUACAUUUUGUAGCAGCAAAACGGAUCUCAUCACAUAAAAGUGGAGCUUUCUGUCACUUAUGCAGCUGACGGGAGAAAGUGGACUCUAAUCUUGAGCGCAUUCAUGUCGGCGGUAAAAAAACAAACCUUUUGACCUGAAAGUCGAGCUUGUGCUGUACGUUAGGAGCAAUAUGCAGACUAACUUUCUGUUCUGGGUCGUCCUGCCACACAAUAUCUAAACCUGACUGUCGUGCUGUGUAUUGCCUUUAUCGCUGUUCGCACACAACUUCAAAUACGACUUUAUCAAUGUUUGGUGUGAUAUCGGGAGGUUUGAGCCGCACUCGGCAUGAUUUCUUCUGAAAUAAUCGCAGUUCUAGUUCGAGAAAUUUUACAAAAAAAGCAACCAAAUGAUUGUUCUGUGUUCCUGGUUUGCUUCAUGGUAACAGCAGCAUGGAUACUUCGACAGGUGGUCAAAGCCCAGUGUUCUGUUCCCUGCUCUGUUCCUAUUCAUUUGUUUUUAACGUGAGUUGCAUGGACUCUUAUUUAGCAGUUUCUAAAUAAAUAAAAAACACGGUAGCAUGGCUUCAGCCCUCGACUGGAGAAGACUCUCCGCUCAUCGGGCUGCAAACUGUCGUCGUUGAAAGCAUGAAUGGCUGCUCUGUUCAGCGAGAGCUGUUCAUCACGACGCCGUCUGAUAAUAACAAAGUACAGCUUUGAUCUUCGCAGUACGCUUACAUGCAGUAAAUAUUAGGCAGGUUGUGUGUAUGCAUUUUGGUCUCCAGUUAUCUGACGUUCAAGGGAACCGUUGUAGACUAUCAAUACGCUUUCUAGCUGUAGUUCUGUAGAUGUUCGACAUGCUGCCGGUUAAAUCUCUCCCUCUGUGAUACAAACCGUGUUUUCUUCUCUGCUCGACCUCUUUAAACAUGCGAUGCAACGGGCUGUCUGUGGAGGCAGCUUUUGGAAAUGCAAAAAGUUGAUUAUUUCUUUUUUUUAGUUUUUUGUACAUAGCUUCCAGAAACAAAUGUACAUAAAACAUGGCUGUUAUUUUUUUAUUAUUUAAUGUUGGAAGUGUUGAGUACAUUCAAUAUUGUUCUAUGAUUGUAUGUUGACAAAUUGACAGUUUUGAAAGUUAAAUUUUUUUGGAAUAAAAUGAACAUGUCUACGAUAUUCUGGAUGUUUGUGGUUUGAUCGAAUGGGAAGAAAUUGGGGCAGAUAUUUGAUAUUUAAAAAUAAUCUGAUGUGAUGCUAUGUAGAGUUAAACUUACAUUAAAGCAUUGAUGCUACAGAGCUGUCUGCAGACCAACGUUGUCGCUAUCGCAUUGCAUGGUGGGAUAUUUAUUCAUUAGACUCCAGAGCCACUGAAGAGAAACUGUUUUCAAAGGCUCAGAAGUUCUUUUCAUGAUUAAUAAACUGAACAACCAAUUAGUUAAAUUGUGAAAAAAAAGUUUAUUGAAUAAAGAAAAUCGAAAACGGGACAGUUUCUCAAAAACAAA